CAUAGCUACAGCAGGCUUUGGGGGAGGUUAAGGCUGAAAAAGAGAGAAUGAUUAGGAGAAGAGCCAGGAUGCAGCGGAGGCAAGCGGACAUUAGUGAGUUAGAGGAGAUGGACCCAGCAGAGCUGCAACAGGAUGUGAGGACUAUAAGGUGGGUGCGGGUCUGGGUACCCGGUGCUCAUCUCUGGUUAUUACUCACCUCCUACCUCAGAUGCUUUCCCUUGCCUCUCAUGAACCAGUUGGCAGGUGAGCCCAACAUCAAUAUGCACAACUUUCCCUCGUUCAGCAAGAAGGCCCUAGACCUGGAAGCGAAGAUAGGGCAUGGUCAAACACCCACGACGGAUGGUAGGAAAAAGACACUGCCUCCCAACUGGAAGGCGAAGGGCCGCAUUAUGUUCGUCGACAAUGAUGGUUCAACCAUCGAUUUGGACGACGAGUUCCAGGCAGGAGUAGGUUCAGAGGCUGGCAGCGUAGAGGCUUCAGGGGGUGGAGUAGUCGUUGCCGUAGUAAAAAAGGUAAGGCGACCGGUAGACCGAGGAGGUUCCCGGUCAAGGAGUCAAGUUGACCCCAAUGCUCCUCCAUGGGAGAAAGCGGGUCUCACAGAGGACGUGUGGAGAGACCGGUACACCAGAUGCGAGGCUGCCUUCAGACACCUGAAGCAUGCGCUGACGCAUCAUGAGGUCUUGCAACUUCCUGAUCCAGACAAGUCGUUCAUAGUAACCACGGAUGCCAGCCAAUAUGGCAUUGGUGCCGUGCUAGCGCAGCAGGAGGGGUCAAAGUUGAGGCCUGUCGAGUACAUGUCGAAAAAGAUGCCCUCUCAGAAGUUGGCUAAGUCCACCUAUGAGAAGGAGCUCUACGCGAGCUACAAGGCGCUCACCCAUUGGAGACACUAUCUCCUAGGGAGGUUCUUCUACGUCAGGACUGAUCAUCAUACCCUGAAGUGGAUGAGGACCCAACCGAUGCUCUCCGACGCUCUGAAGCAUUGGAUUGAAGUCAUAGAGCAGUAUGACUUCGAGCCCCAGUACAUCAAGGGCGAGUACAACAAGGUUGUUGAUGCGUUGUCGCGUAGGCGUGAUUUCUCCGGUGCGCUGAUCACUGAGUUUGGGCUUGCGGAGGAUGUCACUCGCUCAAUGGUGGAAGCCUAUCGCGAGGAUCAGUUUAUGUCUGAGAUCAUUCGCAGACUCGAAGCGAAGGACAAGGUGACUUCAGCCGAGUUUGAGUUGGUCAACGGCCUGCUGUUCCUUGAGAAGGCCGGGAAUAAACGUUUGUGUGUUUCUAAUUGGGAGUCUUUGCGUAGUUUGUUUUUAGUUGAGUGUCAUGAUGCCACCGGGCAUUUUGGCUUUGAAAAGACUGCAGCCAAUCUGUUACAGCGGUUCUGGUGGCCCACUAUGAUGAGAGAUGCCAAGCUGUACGUGGAAACUUGUCAGGUCUGUCAGAGAGACAAGCCCCGUACACAGGCCCCUCUUGAGCUCCUCAAGCCCCUUCCGAUUCCGGAAAGGUCUGGUGAGAGCCUGUCCAUGGACUUCAUGGACACCCUGGUCACCAGCAAGAGUGGAAUGCGACACAUCUUUGUCAUUGGGGAUAGGUUUAGUAAGUAUGCUAGAUUAGUUGCAAUGCCGGAAACAGCAAAGACUGAGUACAUCAUUAAGUUGUGCAAAGAAAAUUGGGUCAGAGACUUCGGACUGCUUAAGUCUAUCAUUAGUGACCGGGAUGUGCGAUUCACUAGUGAACUGUGGAGAGUUGCAGCUGCAGAACAGGGCACGCAGUUGCAAAUGACAUCAGGCAAUCACCCAGAAGCUAAUGGGCAGGCAGAGCAGUUGAACCGCGCUGUACAACACCUGUUGAGGCAUUACAUCAAGACGAAUCAGGUAGACUGGGAUGAGAAACUUGCUCUCAUCGCAAGUUUGUACAACAACGCGGUGCACAGCGCAACGGGAGUAAGCCGGAACAGCCUGCUACUGACUUUCAAGCCUAUAAUGCCUUUGGACUUCCUACUACCUGAGAAUCAGUCAACUGCUGCACCAGGAACUUUGGAGUUUGCUUACCGAUAUGAGCAACUGAUGCAGCAGGCUGUCGAACAGAUGCACAAGGCACAGGCGGCCAUGAUAGAGUCUGAGAACAAACACCGCCGCCCAUCUACAUUCCAGGUUGGAGAGAGAGUCUGGUUAAGUCCUCAGAACUGGGACAGGAGUACGGGAUCUCCUGUAAGCUCAUGCCACAGUAGUUUGGACCAUGGGAGAUUCUAGAUGUUGUGGGGAAUGAACCAGAUGGACCAUC
Messenger RNA from Chara braunii, 2274 nucleotides. Lineage: Eukaryota; Viridiplantae; Streptophyta; Charophyceae; Charales; Characeae. The record is from the annotation of a GenBank genome assembly.